This is a messenger RNA of Melanotaenia boesemani (Boeseman's rainbowfish), 1859 nucleotides long. It is a transcript of the gene prim1, whose product is annotated as DNA primase subunit 1. Gene Ontology annotation, biological process: DNA replication, synthesis of primer. Gene Ontology annotation, cellular component: alpha DNA polymerase:primase complex. The record is from RefSeq and is a predicted model, not a curated record. Lineage: Eukaryota; Metazoa; Chordata; Actinopteri; Atheriniformes; Melanotaeniidae. The transcript is spliced from 13 exons. The coding region runs from base 147 to 1427 and encodes 426 amino acids.
UAAUUUUGCUUCCGAUGUUUCCCGCGCUAUCAUCGCUUCCAAAUACUAAACUGAACUGUCAGCCUGCAUAUUAAACAAGGAAACGCCACGAUAAUAUUUUACGCAGUUGUGCACUGCUAUCAGAGCUCUAACUAGCCUAUAUCGCAAUGCCGUCCUCAGACUAUGAUUCAGCUUGUCUGCCUGACUUAUUACCGCUCUACUAUCGACGAAUGUUCCCCUUCUCACAGUAUUACCGCUGGCUGAAUUACGGCGGAGUGCAGAAGAACUACUUUCAGAACCGAGAGUUCUCCUUCACACUCAAAGAUGACAUCUAUGUGCGCUACCAGUCAUUCAGCACACAGAAUGAGCUGGAGAAGGAGAUGCAAAAGAUGAACCCUUACAAGAUUGACAUCGGGGCAGUAUAUAGUCACAGGCCUAAUCAGCACAACACUGUGAAGUCUGGCACCUUCCAGGCUCUGGAGAAGGAGCUUGUGUUUGACAUUGACAUGACUGACUAUGAUGAUGUUCGAAGCUGCUGCAGUGCUGCAGAAAUCUGCUCCAAAUGCUGGAUGCUAAUGACCAUCGCUAUUAAAAUCCUGGACAGAGCUCUUCGAGAGGACUUUGGGUUUCAGCACCUGUUGUGGGUUUACUCUGGCAGAAGAGGAGUGCAUUGCUGGGUGUGUGAUGAAGCUGCCAGGAAGCUCUCUGCAGCAGCACGCUCGGCUGUUGCAGAAUAUCUCAGCCUGAUCAAGGGUGGUGAAGAGACGGUGAAGAAAGUAGUGCUGACUGAUCCAAUUCAUCCUUUUAUCAGUGCGUCUUUGGCAGUGGUGGAGCGUUACUUUGUACAAUACGCACUACAGGAACAGGACAUACUGGGCCGCAAGGAGUCUGUGGAGAAAGUGCUGGCUCUCGUGCCUGAUGAUGUUAGAAAAGAAUUACAGCUCAGUUUCCAAAGUGAAAAGAUUCCAGAAAAACGCUGGGAACAGGUCACAGAUCAAGCCACAAGGAAGCAGGCCACUUCCAGAAAGAGCCAGUACUUUGAAAAAGAAAUCAUGCUGCAGUAUUGUUACCCUCGGCUCGAUGUGAACGUCAGUAAAGGUGUGAACCAUUUGCUGAAAAGCCCUUUCAGCGUCCAUCCCAAAACAGGACGCAUCUCCGUUCCCAUUAACCUCAAAGAACUGGACACCUUUGAUCCUUUCGCCGUGCCCACAAUCAGUCUGAUCUGUGAGGAGUUGGAUCGGCCCAGGCCAGGUGAAGAAGAAGAAAAGUCAGAGAACACCAAGGAGAAGGAAAAUGAGACGGAUGCAGCAGAGAAGAGAAAGAUCAGAGAUUACAAAAGAACCAGCCUGGCCAAGUAUGUGAGGUACUUUGACCAGUUUCUUGAUGGGAUGGCUCAUUCAAGGAAAGGAGAGCUGAUCAGACAGAGUGAUCUUCAGAAAGAAUUUUGAACAGGAUCAGCUAUCAGAGCGCAGCACCUCUGAGAACUCAGCGUUCACACUUAAUACAGCUGAUGAUGUAAAUCUACUACUUUUCCGAUUGAAUAAUCUGAAUGGGUCUGUUUUUUGUUUUUAUACUUUUAGAAUUCAAUAAAUAAAACUGUAAAAUGUAAACUUUAUAUUGUUUGUUUUUCACAUUUAAAUACUGUACAGGCAUUUCUUGAAAAUUAGGUUAUUUCUGCUCUUGUGAAACUCUGGAUCUUAACUCACAGUUUUAUGUGUUAACAGUAGAAUUAUAAUUAUUUCUAAUCAUGUUUAAGUAACUAUGUAAAACUUUUGAAAAGCUAUGAAGGUAACAAAUUAUUCAUGGUAGCAGCUACCCUAUUUGAGGCAUUCUGAAAUAUUUCUUUCAGUUAAAUUACUUCUCUUUGGCUCAUGUUGAUU